UUUAUUAGUCUUAUGCAGGCGUAAACAUCCUAUCAAGUGGCCGCGUGCAACCUUCCACGCAUGCUUUGAGCAAUCUGCAGUAGAGAUUUGCAGCACAAGGGAGGAGACCCCGGUACGGAGUACGGAUACUGGGUGGCGUUUGGCAGGCAAAAUCGAUUGCCCAAUUGUUCGGUCCGCUGUGACGCGACCAUGUCUGCGCAAGAACCAGAGCCCCGGCGGUCAGUCCGCACCACGAAAGGCCAGCACAAGGCGCUCGAACAAUUCGACCAAGCCAUCGAAGCCCCCAAGCGGCGCGGCGGCAACAAGAAGAACAAGAAGGCGGCGCCGGAGCCCGAAGAGCCCGAAGAAGAGAUCAUCCGCUGCGUUUGCGGCGCCACCGAGCAAGAUGAGGACUCGGGCGAGCCGUGGAUCGCCUGCGACCAGUGCGGCGCCUGGCAGCACAACAUCUGCAUGGGCAUGAGCCAGUACACGGAGGAUCUGCCAAAGGAGUACUUUUGCGAAGUGUGCCGACCAGAGAACCACAAGGAGCUGCUCGCCGGCAUGGCAAAGGGCGAGAAGUUCUGGGAGACGCGCCGCAAGGCCUACGAAGAGGAGAAGGCCGAGAAGAAGAAGAAGGGCCCCAAAAAGGGAAAGAAGCGCACUAGCGACUCUAAGGAGGACGCCUCCCAGAAAUCGAAGCAGUCGCCGCCUCCGGCCCCCGAGCCCAAGAAGGAUGUUAAAGGCGCCGCUGGUAAACGCAAGAAUGCCGAUGGCGCCCCCGAGAAGGAGAGCAAGCUCCGCAAGAUAAACGAGACACAAUCAGUCCCCGUUCCGGCGUAUUCGCCUCCGGCGGAUCUGCCCGCCCGAAUCACCGAGCUCCCUGAGGAGCGCCAGGGCCCCGCGAAGGCAAUGUCGAAGUCACUGGUCCACUCGAUCGGCUUGGCAGAGAAGAAGGGUGCCGUUCCCUCCGAUGGCGUGUCCGUUGCCGACCGCGCCGAGCGGUUCGCGAUCCAGAUCGAGCGCGCCGUCCACGACACCCAUCCCACCACAGCCUCGUACGCCAGCCAGAUUCGUACGCUGGCUUUCAAUCUCAAGAGCAACCCGGAGCUUAGCGCCCGGCUGCUUGACCGUACUUUGACUCCACCCAUGCUGGCAUCGAUGUCCACCGAAGAGCUGGCAUCCAAGGAGCUGCAGAAGGAGACGGCCGAGAUGCGGGCGAGGGCGGAAAAGCAGGCCAUCAAGAUCACAGAAGACGGCCCAAGGCUCCGAAGAACCCAUAAGGGAGACGAGGUGGUCGGCGACGACGGUUUUAUCGCGAGCGAUGAAGUUCCUUCGGCGCCAGCCCCCCGGCCAAGCGCCCCUAAGCAGGAGCCCCGCGAAUCGCCCGAGUUCCCGUCCCAAGCCGGCCAUGCCCGUCCCGCUGCCGGCAGCAUGGCUGUCGACACCCAACAGUCUCCGACCAGGGCGGAGUUUGACCUGAACAAGGUCUACUCGACCGUCAAGCCGCCGACGCUCCCUCGGGAACCGGCGCGGGCCUCGUUUUCCGCUGCGCCAGCCGGCGGACCCGGGGUCGAUCCCGAUGUUGACCGGUUGCUCGACGACGGGCCGCAGUCGCCUCCCUAUUCACCGAAAGAGGAGAGCGAUCCGGACGUGGUGUGGCGAGGGAAAGUCAUCAUGAACACCGUUGCCGAAGUGCCCGUUGUCGCCAAGCACAUUGGCGGUGCCAAUCUGAGCGAGACCCUGGGACUUCCGUGGGAGAAGUGGAUGCCCACCAACCUUACCGUUUGCGGGCGCAUAGAAGAGCAACAGGCCAUCGUCUAUCUCUGCAGCCUUCGGUACAGCCUGGCGACUGACAUCAUCGUGGUUAACCUCGAGCCGACCACGCCGGCGGCCAAAUCAGGCAUGCAGAAACUGAUUGACUAUUUCGUCUCCAAGAAGAGGUACGGCGUCGUGGGGGACAAAGGAGUCGCAAAUGUCCGCGAUACAUACCUGGUACCCGUGCUCCCUGGCACCGGGAACCACCCGGAGUUCAUGCUGAACCUGGGGGACAAUUUUAUACCCGAGACGAGGACGGAGCCCAUGAUGCUCUGCGUUUUUGUCUACCGUAACGACCCGGAGACCAUCCAGCGCCUUCACGGCACGACGAGUCUCCAGCACGCGGCGAAGACGCAGCAGGCCAGCGCACAAAACCACGGCCCGGGUUCUGGGUUCGCACAGGCACCGGGCACUCCGACUCCUGGAACCCUGCCCGCCGGGGGCCGGCCGUCGAUCGCGGCGCCAGCUUUCUCUCCAGCCUCUCCGCAGGGAUCGUUCCCGCAGUAUCCCUCGCCGAGGACGGGCGCUCCGAUGCAGCUGCCUCAGCAGUCCCAGCCGCCGCAGGCACCGGCCCCGCAGCCCGUGGGACAGGCUCACAGUUUGGAUGAGCUGCAGCGACGUGGCGAGGCCGUUGCUCGCGAAAUAUUGGGUCAUCUGAUGACCAGCCCCACGGUGGCGUUCCUUCUUCCUCAGGCGCACGCGAUGACACGUAAGGAGUGGGAGGUGAUCAAGAUGAUAUAUGAACGUGACCCCAGGGCGCGUGAUGACCUUCCAUAUCUCAGCAACUGCUUGGAGAAGGAGGGCAACGCUCGGCAGCAGCAGCAACAGCAGCAACAGCAACAGCAGCAGCACCAGCAGCACCAGCAACACCAACAACACCAGCAACCGUAUCUUCAAGCCCAGCCCCAGGCUCCGCCCCAGGCGCCGCCCCAGGCGCCGCCACAGCCGCAUCCGCAUCCGCAGCAACAGCAGCGUCCUCAACCGCAACAGCAGCCGCCCGCCAAGCCCCAUCCUCAACCGCAGCCGCAGUAUCCGGCUCCCGUCCGGACCACCCCGAUCCCCCCGCCGCCGAUCCCGCCCGUGGCCACGGCCGGACCGCCGCGGCAGACUCCCAUCCCUCCACCCCCGAUCCCGCCACGGGCGACAACGAGCACCGGCCCCCCGGCGACGUAGGAAACUGUCCUCCGCGGCGGGAUGGGAGUUGACGGUGACGACGGCAGGGCUCCCGAUACGCCCCCACCGCCCAGUCUGCCGCAGGAAACGGGAUGCCCGCCCCCGGCACCUCCGCCAGAGGCGCCGGCGCCUCCGUCCACCCUUCCGCCUGCUCCUCGGCCUUUACCGCCUAUGCCCGGUCCCCCGCCACGCCGUCCCAUCCCGCCAAUCCCA
Molecule: messenger RNA, 3180 nt
Organism: Thermothielavioides terrestris NRRL 8126
Lineage: Eukaryota; Fungi; Ascomycota; Sordariomycetes; Sordariales; Chaetomiaceae
Exons: 3
Coding region: 190-2967 (925 amino acids)
Biological process (GO): regulation of mRNA 3'-end processing; DNA-templated transcription; transcription antitermination
Cellular component (GO): nucleus
Molecular function (GO): RNA polymerase II transcription regulatory region sequence-specific DNA binding
Source: RefSeq, a predicted model, not a curated record